This is a messenger RNA of Onychomys torridus (southern grasshopper mouse), 4326 nucleotides long. RefSeq names its product tudor domain containing 5 (gene Tdrd5). The record is from RefSeq and is a predicted model, not a curated record. NCBI's taxonomy places the organism in Eukaryota, Metazoa, Chordata, Mammalia, Rodentia, Cricetidae. The transcript has 18 exons. Bases 60 to 3164 code for a protein of 1034 amino acids. Gene Ontology annotation, biological process: germ cell development; spermatogenesis.
GGACUUGGGCGGCGCGCAACGGCAGCGCGGGUGCGGACGGGCGAGCCGCAGACAGCACAAUGUCUGAACAAGAGCGUAUACAGGACUGUCUGAGGAAAGAGAUAAGGUCACUUCUUAUUUCCACUAAAGAUGGUUUGACUCCACAACAGUUGGAGAAGGAGUACCUUUUGAUGGUUGGUAACCAUCUACCGCUCAGAAUCCUUGGAUAUCGGUCCACUAUGGAACUGGUGUUGGAUAUGCCGGAUGUGGUUAGUGUCUGCCCCUGUGGGGAUGGUACCAUAAUACUGAAAGCCAUUCCAGAUGAAUCCACCAAAGGAAUAGCAAGUUUAGUUGCAAAGCAGAGGAGGAGCCAUAAGGUCCGAAACUCCAUGCAGAAGGGAAGAACCAGUAUUUGCUCUGGCCGGGUGCCUUACCGUGGAAGGGUGCCCCCUAUACUUCCAGCUGUUGUGAAGAGUGAGUUGAAAGACCUUCUGGCCUUGUCUCCUGUUCUCCUCUCUGACUUUGAAAAGGCAUUUGCCAGGCGUUUUGGACGAUCAUUCCAGUAUAUGCAGUACGGAUUCCUCUCUAUGUUUGAAGUGCUCAGUGCGGCUUCAGAUGUCAUUUCUGUAGAGCAGACCAGAGCGGGUUCUUUGUUGACACUGAAAAAGAGUGUCUCAGAGGAAAAGCAGAGAGGAUGGCCAGCAGGUAAAAUUUUUACCCAGCCAUUUAGAAUGAAACAACAGGGCUCCUAUUCUACUGGGUUCCCAGUAACGAAGACACACUUUUCACAACCUACUUCAAAUAUGGAACCACCCAAGCAAGUACUGAGCAUGGAGAAGAUGCCCACAUUUAGUACAGUGGAGAUUUCAAGGCUGAACCACAUUGAAAAAUUAAACCAGUUGGAGAACACAUUCAAAUCAGUUAUUGCCCAAAUUGGACCUGGUGGGACUAUUGAUCCAGACCUAAAACAUAAGAUAAAAUUUGUUGUAUCUAAGUUUCCACAAGGUUUGUUUAUUUCUAAACUGCUUGGAGAGUUUGAGCUAAUUUUUAAAGAGCAACUUUCACCGAAACAGUUAGGGUUCUUAAAUGUGACAGAGCUUGUUGGAGCUCUUAGUGACAUUCUCCGUGUUGAGUUCAGUGAAGAGAAGCAGGAUUUGCUAGUGUUCGAUGCUGAUCUGAAGCCAGCACCACCUGUUCAACUGGACAAGAAGACAGAAACCAGCGCCUGGGUCUCCAGUCCCUCCAGGAAUCCACUGUCUGCUGUAGCAGUUAAGAAGACUAUGUGGGAUUGCCCUUUGAAGAACCACAAGGAACCAGAACAGAGAAUCUACAAGAAGCCUAACCUUGUGGUAAAGCCUUUACAGCUGCAAGUAGAAACAAACAAGCCCCAGCUCAGCUUGUCAGUGGCAAACCAUGAUAUCCCACCAGAUGCUGUGCGUGCAAAGAAAUUGUGCAGACUUCCACCACUGGACACCAGUACCCUUGUGGGAGUCUUUGUAGAAUAUAUAAUCUCUCCUAGUCAAUUCUACAUCCGGAUCUACAGCAGAGACUCGUCAGAGUUACUUGAAGAUAUGAUGAUUGAAAUGCGACGCUGUUAUUCUAACCAGCUGGUUUCUGAUCGGUACAUCAUGCCAGAAUAUUUUAUUCAGCCAGGACAUCUUUGUUGUGUAAGGAUUUCUGAGGACAAGUGGUGGUACCGGGUUAUCAUCCACCGAAUCCUCGGGAAAAAGGAAGUUGAAGUGUUCUACCCAGACUUUGGAAAUAUUGGAACUGUUCAGAAGUCCUCGCUUCGAUUCCUCAAAUGCUGCUAUACAAAGCUUCCCGCUCAGGCCAUACCUUGCUCUUUGGCGUGGGUGAGACCAGCAGAGGAACACUGGACAUCCAGAGCUAUUUUGCACUUCCAGAAGCUAUGUGGUUUGAAGCCAUUAGUAGGGGUGGUGGAUGAAUAUAUAGAUGGAAUCCUUAAUAUUUUCCUUUGUGAUACAUCCUCAAAUGAAGAUGUCUACUUUCAUCACGUCUUGAGGACAGAGGGCCAUGCUAUUGUAUGCCGAGAAAAUGCUCCAUCCAAGGGCUUCAGUGAUCUCAACCCACUGUCGCUCUACACUGACUCCAGCGGAGUGGCAGGUGACGCGGCCCUGACAGAGCUGGGCUGUCCUUCUCAGCAGCACUGUUUUAAUGAAGACGGGGAGAUAGAGCAGCAGUCCAAGCAAGAUAUUAAUGAUGAAAAGUCUUUAAGUCACCUUACAUCUGCGUCAAAGGAAUUAUUAAAGGAGUCUCAGUUCACAUCAUUGGAAACAUGUAAGAGCUGUGAAGGAGAUCUGCAGUGGUCCAUCCUGAAGCCCGGGGAGGCAAAGGAAGACAAUGAGGAUGAGAUCCCUACUGGAAUGCCAUGCCUGGAGUCAGUGACCAUAGGUGAUGAUGUUUGGGAUGAGAACUGGCUCCCUCUACAAGCCAAAAUGGGAAAGGGAGAGGGUUCUGCCUCCCAUAUGUUGACUUCAAGCCUUGUUGGGAAGAAACAGUAUCAGUCACAUGGAGACAUGACACAAAAGGACUGGUGUUUUUCCACAUCUAAAGACAUAUGGGAUGACUCGUGGCAGCCCUUGGGCUUUGCACAUGGCAUGAAAGGAGGAAUUCAAACCCCUGAAGAGCCCAUAGCUCAAGAAGAACACAUUGACACAACCAGAAUUAGAAAGCAGGCAGAUUUACAGUAUCCUUUGGAUUCUUCCACACUACCCAAACUGGAAGAGUUCUACAUCUCUCUUAUCAAGUCCCAGCAGUCGGCAGAAGGAAGCCAGUCGGAACCUGUCAGCAUUCAGACUCAACCCAAGCACAGCCUGCUGUCCUCGACAGUGCCCAGCUCAGCUCCUGCAGGGGUCGACUCUCCAGAAACCCACUCUGACUCUGUGGAAAGUUCUCCAGGGAGCCUAAAGAGUGAAGAUUUUUCUGGUAGCCGUGCGGACACAGUGGUCAAGGACGAGAGAGGAGGAGCCAUAGACCAGCUCUCUUUGAUUUUGUCCCCCCAGCACCAGAUUGCUCAGAAGCUCUACAUCCCUCGAAGCACAGCCACCGCUGUCUUGGGAGCUGCGGCGCGGUUAGCCACGUCCAGGAGCCUCCUGCACUGGUACCCCAGUGUGAAAGGUUGGAAGCCUGAGGGGCAGGAGGCGGAGAAAAAUGAAGGGAAGUAGCGUUUGGGUAGCGAUCACAGGGUCUUUUCUGUAUGACCAUAUGCUGGCUUUGUUUUGCUAACUGACCACUUUGAUGUGUAAGUAUUGAUAUUCUGUGUUAAUUUUAAUUUUUGUUCAUGAUUUUACUUCAUUUCAAAUGGUUUGGUUCACCUUUGUUUUAAUGAAGUAAUUUAAAGGAGUUUGUGUAUAUGUUUCUGUGAGUGUUUUUCUUGUACAUAUCAUGACUGAUAAAUGAAAAUUGGAAAACUAAUGUUUUGUGAUCUGUAUUUAGCCAGACAACAGUGUUUUCACAUCUCUAUCACACAGUGGCCUGUCCAGGCAAGGAUUCUCCUGCUGUAAGCCUGGUAGCAGCAUCCUGACUCUAAAUCCAGAACCACAUGGCUGAAGCUGCCAAGUUCUGCUUGUUAGCCACCUCCUAGAAUACAUUUGCAUAAACUUCCAAUGGUUGUUUAAGCCUAAGAAGUCCCUAGGGCCGGCUCAUUUCCCAGGUUGCAGGAUUAGCUGGGUGGGGCUUGCCCAAGAGAUCAGUACUCCCUGAUUGAUUCCCUAUAGCAUCAGGCUUUUCUUGAAACAUUUUAUCUCCUUGAACACUGGAACUUGUACAUACAUUUCCUGCUGCUUUUCUCCACAGCUCUGCAUAAGGGUGAUCACUAAGAAAACCACAGCACACAGUCAAUACUAGGCUGCCUUAAAAUCUCUGCCAAACUCUUCAGUUUAGUCUCAGGCAGAUUCUUAGGACAGAGUAAAAAGCAGCCCCAUUCUUUCCCAAAAUAUUACAAGAAUGCUUUUUAGACCAGCCACAUUACCAUAUUCUUUCCUUCUGAAACCUCUUGGACUGGGCCUGCAAAGUCCACAUCGGCUCGACACCACUGUCUUCCGUGUUCCCGCUAGGAUGGCCCAUUAACCCCCACUCAGUCAACUGCUUUUCUAGUCCAGAGUCUUGCGUAGUCCCUCAGCAAAUAACUUGGUCAGGCCUCUCACAGCAAUCCCCUCGUCACUGGUACCAGCUUCUGUCUUUGUUGCUGGUUUAUUGCUGUGAAGAGACACCAUGACAAGACAGCUCCCACAAAGGAAACAUUGAAUUGCGGGCUUGCUUGUAGUUUGAGAGGGUUAACCAGUCAUCAUGAUGGCAGGAAGCAGAGAGAGACAGACAGACACACAC